AUGGGGAAAAUGAGCACAUGCCUUCCAGUAGUGUCGAAUAUGCUUGCCUUCAUUUUGCUAUAUUAUUUUUUUUCUUUUUUUAUAUUUUUUUCGAUUUUUUUUUUCAAGAUGAGAAAAGUAUUUUACUCUUUACUGGUUAGUAUAUAUAUAUGGUUGUAUAUGUACUCCCCAGCAUAUGCGCUAUAUUUGAAGGAAAUAGAAUUAGGGAAUUAUUACAUCUGUAACUUGAAUGACUACCCAAGCGAGCAUUGUGUGGUAGACUACGACCCGAACAAAAGAAUCAAGUUUCUUUGCCCGAUUGUACAUAAUGAGGGAGAACACAUGAACACGUACAAUUCAAGUUACUGUUUCACAUAUGAAGGAAUAAAGGACCGGCUCAUAAUUAGGAAUAAUGAAGAACCCAUAUAUACAACCCUUCCUGGGAUUAUUCUGGAAAACCAGAUUCUCUACGACAGGUAUAAUUUGGGCAUCUACAUUAUGCCCUUCAAAUUGGAGGCAGACAUGAGUAUUGUUUGCGUCUGUGACACGAAGAAAGAAUACAAAGGAAUAACACCUUAUAUAAAAAUAAAUAUUAAAAACUCGAACAAUGUUCUUGGUGUAGGUUCUUCGGAUGAAUAUAUAAAGGGGUGUGAUUUUGGUAAUAAUAAAGGGAAGCAUCAAUUCUUAACUAGUCCUCAAUCACAUGAACAUCGAUCUGUUUGUGCCAUUCUAGCCAAUCCGGGAGACAUAGUUGGAAUUAACUGUAUAAAUUACAAUGAAGAUGAUCCCCAAAAUAACGACGUCACGUUGGAACCUUCCAACUGCUUUUCCACGGUAUCCUUUUCUUUGUAUACUUUCAGUUUUGUAAAGAUGAACAUAAACAAUAUUUUGCCUGAUGCGAAGUACUACCCCGAGACCUCGGCCUUUCCCAAGGAUCCGAAUUUUAAAAAAUUCUCGACCACGUCUUACUUGUGGAUCCCUGCUAACGUGCCUCAGGCAUUUUUUCUGGUCUGCUCUUGUAAGUAUGCGAAAGGAGAAGGCACUGCGAUGUACCACGUGAGCAGUAGCACCCUAGAGGUGUGA
Plasmodium knowlesi strain H is the source of this 1062-nucleotide messenger RNA. RefSeq names its product pbs36-like protein. The record is from RefSeq and is a predicted model, not a curated record. Lineage: Eukaryota; Apicomplexa; Aconoidasida; Haemosporida; Plasmodiidae. Gene Ontology annotation, cellular component: plasma membrane; cell surface. Gene Ontology annotation, biological process: symbiont entry into host. Bases 1 to 1062 code for a protein of 353 amino acids. The transcript has a single exon.